AUGACUGCCAAAAGUAUGUCCCCGUCGCACGAUGAGUUUCCCCCGCGCGUCGACCUCCUCAAGUUGAUGGCUCAGAAUCCACUUCCUCUGCUCGCCCCUGGAAUGGUAGAUCCGGCUUCAAUGGCGGAUUAUGAACCAACCAAGCAAGCUCAACUUGUCUUGGAGAAUCUGAACACCGCGCUGGCUAGGAAUGAUGCGGGGGCGCUGAAAGACUGCUUCUGGAAGGACCAGGCAUAUUGGAAGGAUCAGCUAGCACUGACGUACCACUUACGGACAUUCAAAUCACCUGGCAUAAUUGCUGCCAGUCUGUUGGAGACUAACAAGCUGGGGGUCAUCAAGGGUGAUAUAACGGUCGAUGGCGGGGCCAUAUUUAUCCAAGCGACGCCAGUGCUUGUGGGCAUGACCCGUGGAGAUAGAGCUUGGUGA
Messenger RNA from Penicillium psychrosexuale, 426 nucleotides. RefSeq lists its product as uncharacterized. NCBI's taxonomy places the organism in Eukaryota, Fungi, Ascomycota, Eurotiomycetes, Eurotiales, Aspergillaceae. The record is from RefSeq and is a predicted model, not a curated record. Bases 1 to 426 code for a protein of 141 amino acids. The transcript is spliced from 2 exons.